Molecule: messenger RNA, 2064 nt
Organism: Athalia rosae (coleseed sawfly)
Lineage: Eukaryota; Metazoa; Arthropoda; Insecta; Hymenoptera; Athaliidae
Exons: 2
Coding region: 29-619 (196 amino acids)
Biological process (GO): DNA repair; telomere maintenance
Molecular function (GO): DNA helicase activity
Source: RefSeq, a predicted model, not a curated record
CGAAGAUGACGAAGAGUGGAAACACACGAUGGAUGAAGCUACAACUUGGAUGAUGCCACGAAGACUUAGAAGGCUGUUCGUUAGAAUACUUAUCCACUGUCAACCAGUUCACCCAAAAGAUCUUUGGGAAGAAUUCAAAGAUGAAAUGGCAGAGGAUUAUUCACGCAGGGAGGGAUCGUCGCGUGGCCGAGCACGAGCCUAUGCACAAAUCAGUGAAAUGUUGAAUGCAGAGGGUUGGAGUCUUUCUGAUUUUCCGGAAAUGGAACAAAGAAUAAUUAAUUUGAAAUCGAACAAUGAAUUACUUGAGGAAUCAUCUACAAUCGGAGUGCGACAGUAUGAAAAAUUAAAUUCUGAACAAAAAGAAAUUGUUGACGCCGUAUUGGAUUCGAUUAAUACAGCCGAAUACACAGGCGGCGCUUGCUUCUACAUCGAUGGCCAAGGUGGCUCUGGUAAAACUUACAUUUACAAAACUAUGUGGCAUUUAUUGAAAGCAAAAGGAAAAAAUGUGAUUACAAUGGCAUUCACGAGAAUUGCAGCAACAUUGUUACCACAGGGUAGAACAGUUCAUAAGACGUUCGGAUUACCUGUUCCCCUCUAUUCAGACUCAACAUUUGCAUAAAAGUUAAAUCUAAACAAGAAGAAUAUUUGAAAAAAAAAAAAAAGUUAUUGUCUGAGAUGAAGCUCGAAUGCCACAUAGGUAUGUACGUGUUAGAAGUAAUUGAUAAAACAUUACGCGAAAUAAUGAACGAUGAGAUACCAUUCGGUGGGAAGAUUUGGAUAAUGGGUGGCUAUUUCAGACAACUACUACCAAUAAAACUGAGAGGUACACGUAAUGAAACAAUUAACCUAUGGAUUAAAUGUAGUAUUCUACGUAAAUAAUUUAAAAAGUUCAAAUAAACGCAAAAUAUGUGAAAUUUAUCUGAUGAAGUAGAAUUUUCUGAAUCUAUAACAGAUCUUGUAUUAAUGAUGACAAAUUGAAUGAUGCUGAUGAUCACGUCAAUUGUGAUAAAAAUAAUGUAGACUGACAGAAAAAAACCUGUGUGUGAAGUGUAAUGAUAUGAGAUCGAGACAAAACUACGGGUGAAAAAUUAAUACGAUGAACGAAAUGAAAUGCGGAGCGCGCGCGUGCAGUGCUAGUGGAUAUAAAGAUAAAGUAAAAAAAAUCAAUUCAUGGACCUCAAUCGCGAGAAAUUUACAAAUAUCAGAUAUGUUUACUGUUUAGUUCACAUGUACUGAAAACGUAAUGUUAUUAAUAAACUUCAAUAUAAUCUUCAGCUGCGGAUGCAAGAAGAUGUUGGAAAGUGUUGAGGGAUCGUUUUUCAAAAACCAAAAAGAACCUUGACACCCCAUAAGGUUGGGCAGGGACUUUGAUCCAGUGUUUGUGGAAGCUUUCCGAUGCUUUAAAAUUCCUUUUGGCCCAUGUAGAGAGAAGAAGAACGAUUGGAAAUAUGAAAUGUCUACAACAAACCACAUUUGAUGAUAAUGACACCACAGAUGAAACGCCUGAGCCAGAAUUUUUAAAAGAUGAUGAAGAUGUACGACAAUAUCUAGCGAAUGUUGAACAAGCCGUACAGUCUGCAAAAAGACACAAAAAAAAUAGUCCAGCGCCAAGCCAUGCUAAAAGAAAUGACAGUGAUAGACCAACAGGAAAUACAAUUGAUAAACAAAUAGGUUUAACAUUGAGUGAAAUACAAAAAUUUUAUUCUGCAGUAAGUGUAGACAAAAGCCAUGAUCUCAAUUGAAAUUUCUGUACGUACAAUGAUAUAUGGAGCACUGGAAACAAAGUAAAAAAAAAAAAUAAAUAAGCAUACGCAAAUGCAAAUUACCCAGAUACUAUUCGAAAACGAGUCUGAGGACAGCGACGAAAGAAAUUAAUAUCAUUGCAGAAAAAAAAUGCUAUUAUCUACAAAUAUUUACCUAAGAAUCGAUGAGCCUAUUAAAGAACAAUUGCAAAUGCAAAAAGAGAGUAUAACACUGCACUAUUUUUUGUUAACAGUUUUUAUUACGUUAAUUUUCUACCUUUGUAAGAUACGUACAAUAAAGAUAUGAUUGAGUUAUAAUAAA